UCCUUUGCGCAUCACGCCUCACUCCGAAAAGGCAAAGGGCAAAGGGCAAAGGCAAAUGCGCUUUUGCACUGCCGCUUGCUAGCUCGUGUCCUCCAGAGUUGAAUUGAAAUCCCUUUCUCUGAAUCUUGGAUGUGGGUCUACGGGCGAGGUGAUUGGUCCGUCCUCCUCAGAUUCUACCAAUUCUAAGGCAUAAAAAUCGAUCCCGGUCCCUCCCCCCACCAUCGCUCCCCAGUUCUCUCUAUCUCUCUCUCUCUCUCUCUCUCUCCCGAGUAUUAUCUCCAAAAUCAGACGACGACCCUCUCUCCAUCUCUCUCUGUUUUGGCCCCCUCCCCCCGUUUCCCUUCUCAUCCCUUCCCCUUACCGCUUGCCCCUCGGCGUUCGGCUUCCUCCCUCUGAUCGACGGCGAUUGGAAAUGCGGGAAGGCUGUUGAUGUUGAUUCUCGGCUUCUCUUUCCGGGGCUGUGGUGAUCUCAGGAUGGUUACGCGUGCUGCUGGAUAUUCAUUGUAUCUGAUGGACAACCUCUUUCGAUAUCUUGUGGUUGGAUUCUUGUGGGUUCCAUUCAUGACAGUACUUGUGAGGGGUCUAUGUGGUUUUGUGGAUUGACGGGUGGCUGCUUGCAUAAUUCCAUAUUUGCUUUGAUUUGUUUCAUGAGCAUGUUAGGGAGAUCUUUGCUCUAACUGUUGAUUUAGAUGCACAAGCUAGAAGGAAAACGGAAGGCAAAAAUUGUCGGGGAAGCUCUUCUAACAGUACUGUCGAUGGAGAGUCAUCAUCCGUCGACAUUGUUGUCAAUGGACUCUGGCUUUUUGUCUCAUGAUGAAUUGGAGAGAGAGAUAGAUGGCUCGAUCAUCCAUGCUGGACCACCCGAUAUCAAUCUCCCGUUGUCCUCAAGGCCUAGUCCACCUCUUCUGACUUGGAAUGACCACUGUGAUAUUUUAGAUGUUGGUUUGGGACCCCAACUUUACGAAACAGAAAUGACUGUUAACAUCCCAAAAGCGGGGCGUAAGAACAACAAGCGCCUUGAUAGCGUGUGGGGUGCUUGGUUUUUCUUUAGUUUCUACUUCAAGCCUGUUUUGAAUGAAAAAUCAAAGUCCAAAAUAGUUCAGGACCGUAAUGGUGUGUCUGGCUAUGAGAAAUCAGACUUGCAGCUUGAUGCUUUCUUGGUUCAGCACGACAUGGAAAACAUUUACAUGUGGGUUUUUAAGGAAAGGCCUGAAAAUGCUCUCGGCAAGAUGCAGCUGAGAAGUUACAUGAACGGGCAUAGUCGGCAAGGGGAGCGUCCAUUUCCCUUUAGUGUGGAUAGGGGUUUUGUGCGUUCUCACAGGAUGCAGAGGAAGCACUACCGCGGCCUCUCCAAUCCCCAGUGUGUUCAUGGGAUUGAGAUUGUACGGACACCCAAUCUUGCAGUUCUUGAUGAGCAAGAGCGGAAGAGGUGGAUGGAAUUGACUGGACGAGAUAUAAACUUUUGCAUCCCUAAUGAAGCCAGUGACUUCAGUUCCUGGAGAAAUAUUUCAAGCGCUGAGUUUGAGCUUGAGCGGCCGCUGCCUCCAUCAAAGAGCAACACAAAUCACCAACCUAGGAAGUUGCUCAAUGGCUGUGGCUUAAAUCUGUCUACCCCGCCAUCGGACCAUAGCAUUGGUGAUGUAGUGGAUCUGUCACCCGUCCGCAACAAAAGGAAGAAAGACCUUUUUCCAAAUGGAACUAGCGAGGAAUUAAAUUUAUCAAAUGGUUCUCAUUCUGACCGAGGUUUGGAUCUGAAAAUUCACUCGGUUGAGCCACCAUGGUUUAAUCAGUUUACUGGGGUCAUGAAGAAUGUUUGUGGCCCUGCUACAGCAGCAAAAACAAUAUAUGAAGAUGAUGAAGGGUUUCUGAUCAUCGUCAGCUUGCCUUUUGUAGAUCUUCAGAAGGUAAAAGUUACAUGGAAGAACACUAACUCGCAUGGGAUCGUGAAGAUAUCCUGUGUUAGUACAGCUUGUGUACCAUUUAUUACGAGAAACAACAGGACCUUUAAGCUAACGGAUCAAACACCCGAGCACUGCCCUCCAGGGGAUUUCAUUAGAGAGAUUUCCCUACCGGCCCUCAUUCCAGAAGAUGCUAAGUUGGAAGCAUAUUGCGACGAGACGGGAACGGUGCUUGAGAUCAUUGUGCCCAAGCAUCAUGCAGGACCCGAAGAGCAUGAGGUUCGUGUAUGCUUCAACCCAUCUUCUUGGAGUGACUGAGCAUCGGUCUGCCAAGAGGAGGUAUUUAAGUAUGUGUGGGGUUUGGUAUUGUUGUGGUUAGUGCUUCGUCGUUAACCUAGUUAAUUCCAUAGAAGACGUUUGGAUUGAAAUUUGUACUCUCUGGAUAAUUUGCAUGUCUUUGUAGUACUUUGAUUAUUACCAUAGAUUCUCAAUUCCCAUCGCCUUUAUCCAUUCUUUUAUGUGAAUAAGGUGAUGGGGCAAAUAUAUUUCCCCCCUUGUGAGAAGGAGAGGUCCUGUUCUGUCA
This is a messenger RNA of Eucalyptus grandis, 2481 nucleotides long. RefSeq lists its product as uncharacterized. The transcript is spliced from 2 exons. NCBI's taxonomy places the organism in Eukaryota, Viridiplantae, Streptophyta, Magnoliopsida, Myrtales, Myrtaceae. Bases 690 to 2216 code for a protein of 508 amino acids. The record is from RefSeq and is a predicted model, not a curated record.